Molecule: messenger RNA, 1738 nt
Organism: Setaria italica (foxtail millet)
Lineage: Eukaryota; Viridiplantae; Streptophyta; Magnoliopsida; Poales; Poaceae
Product: internal alternative NAD(P)H-ubiquinone oxidoreductase A1, mitochondrial
Exons: 8
Coding region: 4-1557 (517 amino acids)
Molecular function (GO): NADH dehydrogenase activity
Source: RefSeq, a predicted model, not a curated record
CAAAUGCGCUCGUUAAAGUCGUCUCACUUCUCGCUGUGGCUAUCACGCUCCACACCUCUCGCGCCAGCCAUGGCCGCCUCCUCCCUGCUCCGCUCGCUCACCCGGCACGCGCGCGGCGCUUCCGCUUACCGCCACCUGCCUUGGUCGCCCUUCUCCACCACCACUGCGGCGGCGGCGGGCGCGCGGGAUGAGGCGAGGAAGGGGUUCCCUGGGCUGGGGCCGACGGCGAAGGGGGAGAAGGCGCGGGUGGUGGUGCUGGGGACCGGGUGGGCGGGGUCGCGGCUCAUGAAGGACCUCGACACCAGCGGCUACGACGUCGUCUGCGUCGCCCCGCGCAACCACAUGGUGUUCACGCCGCUGCUGGCCUCCACCUGCGUCGGCACGCUCGAGUUCCGCUCCGUCGCCGAGCCGCUCGCGCGCAUCCAGCCCGCCGUGUCCAAGUCGCCGGGCUCCUACUUCUUCCUCGCCCGCUGCACCGGCGUCGACCCCGACGCCCACACGAUUGAUUGCGAGACAGUUACAGACGGUGAGAAAGAUACCUUGGAACCAUGGAAAUUUAAGGUUGCUUAUGACAAGCUGGUUUUUGCAAGUGGAGCUGAGGCAUCAACUUUUGGGAUAAAGGGUGUCACCGAGCAUGCUAUCUUUCUUCGGGAAGUUCACCAUGCUCAAGAGAUUCGCAGAAGGCUCCUUCUUAAUCUGAUGUUGUCUGAUGUACCUGGACUUUCCGAGGAAGAAAAGCGCAGACUAUUGCACUGUGUUGUUGUUGGAGGUGGUCCGACAGGGGUGGAAUUUAGUGGUGAACUUAGUGAUUUCAUCAUGCGAGAUGUUAAACAACGUUAUUCACACGUGAAGGAUUAUAUCCAUGUGACCCUGAUUGAGGCAAAUGAAAUAUUGUCAUCAUUUGAUGUUCGCCUCAGGCAAUAUGCUACAAACCAAUUAAUUAAGUCAGGUGUUAGGCUUGUGCAAGGAAUUGUUAAGGAUGUACAACCUAACAAAUUAAUCCUUGACAAUGGAGAGGAGGUUCCUUAUGGUUUGUUAGUAUGGUCUACCGGAGUUGGUGCUUCACCAUUUGUUAAGUCGUUGCCAUUUCCUAAGUCACCUGGUGGAAGGAUUGGUGUAGAUGAGUGGUUACGAGUUCCUUCUGUUCGGGAUGUGUAUGCUAUUGGUGACUGCAGUGGAUUUCAUGAAAGCACUGGCAAGGAUGUUCUCCCAGCUCUAGCCCAGGUUGCAGAACGACAAGGUAAGUACCUUGCCAACCUGCUCAACCAUGUCAUGAAAGCUGGAGGAGGGCAUGCAAACUCUGAGGUCGAAGCCGAUCCUGGGCCACCCUUUGUGUACAAGCAUCUAGGCAGCAUGGCAACUGUUGGAAGAUACAAAGCUCUAGUCGAUCUGAGGCAAAGCAAGGAGUCGAGAGGGAUAUCUCUUGCAGGAUUUGUGAGCUUUUUUAUCUGGCGCUCCGCCUACUUAACUCGUGUUGUUAGUUGGAGGAAUAGGUUCUAUGUGGCUAUCAAUUGGCUGACCACGUUAUUGUUUGGCCGGGACAUAAGCCGUAUCUAAGAGUGCCUGUUCGGCGAUGUCUAAAGAGUGAACAGUACAAGUUCGAUGCAGUGCUAUAGGUCACGGUUACUUUUUUUUUUCUCUCCUUGACAAUUUUUAUCUUGUAAGCUCCAGAAGCACAAUUCACAGGUUAAUUAUGAAUAAAUGUGAGGAGACCACAGUUACGUGUCCCAUGAAUGUA